ACUUGUGAGUUUUUUUAAUUCGUGCUUACUUUUCUCUUCAAAAUUCAUAAUAUACACAAGUGUUUAACCAAUGAAACUCAUUGACAUUCUGCGCAUGCUCAAAGGAUCACAUCCAUGUUUAGAUAACGUGUAUUUACAUUACACUAUUGCCGAAUUUCCAGAAAAACAUUGUCCAUUAUUCGCGAAUUGCAAUACUUAGCUUGUGGAAUUACUACAAAAGUGAAAUAAUAUUGUUAUCGAAGAUGAAAUUUUAAAGUACAGAAGAAAUAUUAGUAAAUGUUUUACAUUUGCUUGUCGAAAUAAUCACAAAUUUGGUCAUUUUUUCUAAACAAAUAAGCAGCAAAUAUGACAGUAAUGGACUUCUUUGGGUGUGCUUUGUUGGCCUUUGGUCCACCACUGGCAAUGUUUACUUUUACUAUAGCAAUUGAGCCUAUUCGAAUCAUCACAUUAAUUGCCAGUGCAUUUUUCUGGCUUAUUUCAUUACUUUUAUCAUCGAUAGUAUGGUAUACAAUUAUUCCUUUACAAGGUUACUUGUCGAUUGGACUUAUUUAUUCAGUAUUUUUUCAAGAAAUUUUCAGAUUUUUGCUGUAUAAAGUAUUACGAAAAACUGAAAAAGGCUUAGAAAAGCUUACGACUGCUCAUGUCGCCGACAGUAGAGAUGUUUUUGCAUAUGUUUGUGGUUUAGGAUUUGGUCUUAUGAGCGGUGCAUUUGCCUUAACCAAUGUAUUGGCCGAUGCAAUGGGUCCUGGAACUAUGGGUUUACAUCAAGGCAACGAAUACUUCUUUUUAGUAUCAGCAGCGACGACGCUGUGUUUCAUUUUACUUCAUACUUUCUGGGGAGUUAUAUUCUUCUCAGCUCUGGAUAACAGGAACUGGUUUCAAAUAGCUUGGGUGAUUGGCUCGCAUAUGUUUGCUUCCUGCAUGACUUUACUUAAUAGUUACGAUCAUCAUGCAGCGAGCUUGUUUUCCGUAUAUGGUAUUUUAUUAGUUACAACGGCGGUUGCUUUCAACGUAGCCGGUGGUAGAGUACAGAAUUUAUUACAAUGCUUUAUUAAGCAGUGAUGAAGAAGAUUUUUACAUCUUUAAACGAGUACCGAAUAACUAUUUCAUGUUAUAAAUGUUUUAAAUAAUUAAAUCACAAGAAUAAAAAUACA
Molecule: messenger RNA, 1154 nt
Organism: Ceratosolen solmsi marchali
Lineage: Eukaryota; Metazoa; Arthropoda; Insecta; Hymenoptera; Agaonidae
Gene: aph-1
Product: gamma-secretase subunit Aph-1
Exons: 3
Coding region: 346-1062 (238 amino acids)
Biological process (GO): positive regulation of catalytic activity; protein processing
Cellular component (GO): membrane
Source: RefSeq, a predicted model, not a curated record